AGAAACAAUUUCAAAAUGACCAGACGAGAGUAAAAGUUGAUUUUUCAACUCGAGCAACACAGCAAACGCAAUUUCAAUUUCCUUCUUUGACCGAGGACUGUCAGAAGGACAUGGUGAACAUCAUGCAAAGACAAAAUGACAUCACUGCCUUAAUUGUAAAACAAAACUUAUCGUCUGUUCUCCCAUCCAGAAACAUCCCUGUGUUUGAUGGGGACCCCCUGCAGUACAGAUCAUUUAUGAAUGCUUUUGAGAACGGAGUGGAAGCUAAAACUGACAACUCGAGUGACUGUUUGCACUUCUUAGAGCAGUUCACUAGGGGGCAGCCUAAAGAUCUGGUGCAUAGCUGUCAGCACUUACCUCCUGAUCAAGGUUAUUCUAAAGCCAAAUAUCUUCUUGAAGAACAUUUUGGAAACGAAAAUAAAAUUGCUUCUGCAUAUAUGGAGAAGAUUAUGAGUUGGACACCAAUAAAAGGUGAUGAUGUGAAAAGUCUUCAAUCAUUCUCUCUUUUCCUUCAAGGUUGUUCGAAUUUAACACAACAAAUUGUUCACAUGAAAGAGUUGGAUUUACCUUUAAAUAUGAGAACGAUCGUCAUGAAACUCCCAUACAAACUGAGGGAAAAAUGGAGAGUUACGGCAUUUGAGCUGCAGGAAAAAAAUGGCCACAGAUCGUUGUUCACUGAUCUGGUUGCUUUCAUAGUAAAAGAAGUAAAAGCAGCCUCAGAUCCAGUGUUUGGCAACAUCCAAGACCCACCAACUGUGAGCAACUCUAAAGCUUCAAGUUCCAGCAAGCAAAGGAAAAAAGGAAGCAGUUUUGCCACUAAUGUCAGCACAAUUCCAGAAGCCAGAACUCAGUCGACUGAAAACAAGACCAAGUCUACUGUUCUUCACAGCUGCUUGUUUUGUUUACAAAGAAAUCAUCUAUUGGAAAACCGUAUGCAGUUUAAAGCAAAAAUGCAUCGGGACAAGUUGACCUUCAUUAAACAAAAGGGGAUUUGUUUCGGUUGUCUGAAAGUUGGUCACACAAGCAAAGACUGCAGGAGUCGUUUGGAUUGCAACGUGUGUCACCAAAAGCAUCCAGGGGUUCUUCACAUCGAGCAAAAGGAGCCAGGAGCCUCUUCAGAACAAAUCCAACAGACAACAAGUUAAAGUUAAAAGUCAAAAGAGCAACAAAGUUGUACAAACGUAUGCAUUUCUUGAUCCAGGAAGUUCAGGUACGUUUUGUACAGAAACUCUGGCAAAAAGUCUGAACUUAAAGGGAAAAAGGACAAAUAUUCUGCUGAGAACAAUGAAUCAAAAUAAGAUUGUUAACGUACAAGUUUUGUCUGGUUUGGAAAUCUCUGAAUUGAAAACAAAUGACUUCAUAGCAUUGCCAGAUGUUUUGACUCAAAGGACUAUGCCAGUUUCUACACUGAAUAUUCCCCAGCAAAAGGACAUUGAUCAGUGGCCUCAUCUUAAACCUGUAAAGCUUCAUAACAUCAAUGCAGAUGUGGAGCUACUGAUAGGAACUGAUGCUUCAAAUGUUUUAGAGCCCUGGGAGGUGAUAAACAGUGUGGAUGGUGGGCCUUAUGCUGUAAAAACUAAAGUUGGCUGGGUCAUAAAUGGUCCUCUGCGCAGUGGAAACAGCAGAAAUAAAAAUAUCUGCACUGCUGCAACAGCCAACAGGAUCUCUGUGGAGCAUCUUAAAGAAAUGCUGGUCAAUCAGUACAAUCAUGACUUUAAUGAAAGAUCAUCAGAGGAGAAAACUGAAAUGUCUAGAGAGGAUUUGCAUUUUAUGAAGAUUGUUAAUAACUCAACAAAACUUGAUGGAAGUCGUUAUCAUAUUGACUUACCUUUCAGGAGUGAAAGUCCCAGCUUGCCAAAUAACAUCUGUGUUGCAGAGCAGC
Molecule: messenger RNA, 1882 nt
Organism: Fundulus heteroclitus (mummichog)
Lineage: Eukaryota; Metazoa; Chordata; Actinopteri; Cyprinodontiformes; Fundulidae
Exons: 2
Coding region: 111-1145 (344 amino acids)
Molecular function (GO): zinc ion binding; nucleic acid binding
Source: RefSeq, a predicted model, not a curated record